Molecule: messenger RNA, 1254 nt
Organism: Epinephelus lanceolatus (giant grouper)
Lineage: Eukaryota; Metazoa; Chordata; Actinopteri; Perciformes; Serranidae
Molecular function (GO): protein binding
Source: RefSeq, a predicted model, not a curated record
AAGUAAUGAUUAGUUUGGAGGAUGCUGCUCCCCAAAGGACUCAGUUAUUUGCAAGUGACCACUGCUGAAUCUGAUAUAAGGAGCAUUCUGGCUGUGUCUCAUCUGAUAACUGAGAACGCAAUGAAGUCCUGGUGUCUUGCUUUCCUCUGCUUGGCAUGUUUCUGCCAUGGCGCUCUGUCCUGCCCAGCACUUUGCAAAUGCUACCACAGAAGAGCUGAGGUGGUCUGCAACGAGGUUCCCCUGACGGAGUACCCCUCCGAGGGUCUCCCAAAGAACACCACCCUGCUGACCAUCCAGUUCACGAAUAUCACCUCCAUCUCCGAGCAGCACCUGAACGCCACGCCCCUGCUGCAAGGGCUCCAUCUGUACAGCAACCACCUGCAGAACCUUCCCUCUCAUCUCCUAAGAGGUGUUCCUCAUGUCGACACUUUGGACCUCACAGACAACAAGCUGUCUGACCUGCCUGCGGACAUCUUCAGCCACGCUUCGCUCCGCAACCUGGUGCUGAAGAAUAAUUUGAUUGAAAAAGCUGAUGCCAACUGGCUCUCUGAUAACAGCAGCGUCACCUGGUUGGAUUUAUCUGGGAACAGUUUAAAAAAGAUCCCGGCUGCUCUGCUGCAGAAGCUGCCCCACCUGGACAAUCUGGACCUCGCCAACAACCACCUGGAGUUUAUCUCUGCUGAUUCUCUGGACCGGAUGACCAAACUUGAGAGGCUUAACUUGAGAAACAACAAGCUAAACACCCUGGAUGCAUCUAUAUUUCAGAGCACCCAUAACCUCACCUCUCUGUUCCUCUCUCGGAAUAAGCUCAACAAACUUCCCCAAGACCUUUUCCAGGGGCUCGCUCAGCUCAAAUACCUGAGUAUGGAUGACAACCAGCUGAGCCACAUCCCCACAGGUCUGUUUGAUCCUCUGAGCUCCCUAGACGAGGACGGGCUGGACCUGACCGACAACCCCUGGCUGUGUGACGGGAAGGUGGAGUACCUCUGGAGGUGGCUUCAGAAGAACAAGAAGAUGGUGUUCCUGCCAGAGACCGUCACAUGUGCCAAACCGCCGUCUCUAGUGGGGCGCUCAGUGAUGUCACUGACAGAAAGUGAACUAAACCUUCAGUCUUAAUAUCCUCUGUCCUCAUACUGGUUGUUAUCUGACAUGGUGAUGUACCCUGUCUUAGCUUUCUUACUUUUCAAUCACAAAAACAUUCUCUUUUAUCGAAUGUAUAAUUAAAUAUGAUACAAGUAAAGAGAGCUUUCAAGA